This is a messenger RNA of Saccostrea cuccullata (small rock oyster), 930 nucleotides long. RefSeq lists its product as uncharacterized. The transcript is spliced from 8 exons. Bases 25 to 903 code for a protein of 292 amino acids. NCBI's taxonomy places the organism in Eukaryota, Metazoa, Mollusca, Bivalvia, Ostreida, Ostreidae. Gene Ontology annotation, molecular function: protein binding. The record is from RefSeq and is a predicted model, not a curated record.
AAGGCGAUUUUCAUCAUACUUUUUAUGCUGAUGAGCUGCAUGUUUGCAAGUGGUUGUCGCAGUGAUAGUGAUUGCAGCUCCGAGUGUCAAGAGGGCCUUCAUCCACACUGUUCUAACUAUCAUCAUAAAUCAUCGUGCCAUUGUUAUGUAUGUACAGAAGAUAGCCACUGUCCUUGCAAAGAAGGAGAAACAGGCAAAUGUUUGAAGGAUGACGGCCACCAUCGAUAUUGCCAAUGUCAGGCCCCCAGCUGUUCAGUAAACCGUGAUUGUCAAUGUCAUGAAAACGGAAAACAUCCCUACUGCUCCGACCAUCUCCAUGUUUGUCAUUGUUACGACUGCACCAGAGACAGUCACUGCCAUUGCAAAGCAGGAGAAAGUGGGAGUUGUGAAAGAGACCGUAGUGAUCACCAUCUAUACUGCCAUUGUCACGCUACCACCUCAACUUCAACCACUACCACUUCGACCACUCCCAGUUCAACAACUACCAUUCUACCACCGGUGCAAUUAAAAUGUAGCAACCACAAAAUCAGUAUCAUCGAAUCCAUUGCUGAAAAUGUACAUGUCGAGGAUAACAGGGCAGCACUGUGUCCCAGCAAUAGUAAACACCAAUCAUCUGACGCCUACGUCAUCAACAAAUGUAACUCUACAGAAAGGGCUUCCUGGAUGCGGGGUCCGUCGGUGAAAUCAUCAUGUAAAUCAAUUCUACCAUACACACCUAUAUCUACUUUCUUUGACAAUAAAAUAAAUAUGGCGGGUUUUUUCAUCGACUGCACUGACACAGGAACUGAAUUAAAGAUUGCUGCCCAGACGUGUAGUGAACCUCCAAUGAUCUUUACCCUAGACGAAACAACCACUCCCCGUAUGUCGGAUUUCUAUACCAUACAGCAGUGGAAACCAUCUUAACAAAAUCUCAGUUGUAGUGAAAAAAUA